AUGCAUGCACCAGUUGAUUUGACUGUGAGCUCGACUCUAUUGGUCCCACGAUGUUGCCCUUUGGGGCGCGUGGUGGUUGUCGUGGCCGGAUGUGUCGUUACGGCGGGUCUCGGUCGCCAUAAACUAGCGAUGAACUCCGCUUCGGAGCUUACUGGCGACGUUGUUGGUGUUUGUGCUAGCGGCUGUCCUUGCUGUGUCGACGGUCCGCUUUCGUCGAGGGACUGCAUUGGUCGAACCAGACUAGUGGUGUCACCUUCUUGCCACUGCAGUCCUUUGUCCGUCAUUUCUGGCGCCUGA
This is a messenger RNA of Lactuca virosa, 297 nucleotides long. The record is from the annotation of a GenBank genome assembly. NCBI's taxonomy places the organism in Eukaryota, Viridiplantae, Streptophyta, Magnoliopsida, Asterales, Asteraceae.